This is a messenger RNA of Gloeophyllum trabeum ATCC 11539, 1095 nucleotides long. Its product is annotated as Clavaminate synthase-like protein. NCBI's taxonomy places the organism in Eukaryota, Fungi, Basidiomycota, Agaricomycetes, Gloeophyllales, Gloeophyllaceae. Bases 1 to 1095 code for a protein of 364 amino acids. The transcript has 5 exons. The record is from RefSeq and is a predicted model, not a curated record.
AUGGCCACCACCACCCUCGCCCCCGUCGAGACUCACCAGCUCAAGCUGCGCACCGCCUACGGGCCCGUCCACCGCACGGUCCUGAACGCGCCCCCGCGCGACUGUUCCGCAGACGACAUCCCCAUCAUCGACAUCUCCGGCAUCUACGGCGACUUCGCCGCGCGCAAGGCCGUCGCGGAGCAGGUCAGGCAGGCCGCGGUGACCAUCGGGUUCUUCUACAUCACGGGGCACGGGAUUCCGCAGGCGGUGGUGGACGAUGCGCUGGCGCAGGCGAAGAUGUUCUUCGGGCAGCCGCGGGAAGUGAAGGACAGGGUGAACCAGAAGCGGUCGAAGUGGUUCAACGGCUGGAACGCGCCGGGGAGCUCGCGCGUGAACGAGACGGAAUCGGUCGACUACAGAGAAAGCUUCGGCAUGCGGUACGACCCGCGAUAUGACCCCGCGGUGCCCAACCUCGCUGCCAUCCCGGCACACAUCCGCGCAGGCUUCCGUGCAGAAGAGUACGUCUGGGAGCACACGUCCAACCUCCCGCAGUUCAAGCCCGCCGUGCUCGCGUACUGGCGCGCGUGCCUCGCGCUCGCGCGCAGGCUCAUUCGCGUCUUCGCGUUGGCGCUCGACCUGCCCGAAGAGUACUUCGACGAGAAGACGUCGCACCCGGACGCCGCGGUCGCGCUGAACUACUACCCCGCGCUGCCGGCUGAUGUGGUGGCGAAGGAGGACGCGGUGUCGAUCGGCUCGCAUACAGAUUUGCAGUGCUUCACGAUAUUGUGGCAGGACGACAAUGGUGGGCUGCAGGUAUUGGAUAGGCAAGGGCAAUGGAUAAAUGCGCGCCCGAUCCCGGGGACGUUCGUGGUGAAUAUUGGGGAUUAUUUGAUGCGGAUUACGAAUGACCGCUUUGUGUCGACUGUGCACCGCGCGAAGAAUGCGGGUAUGAGGGAGAGAUAUUCGAUGCCGUUCUUUUUUGGAUUCAACUUCAACGAGACGUGUGGGGUGCUACCGAGUUGUAUGGAUGAUGACCAUCCGGCCAAGUAUGAGCCAAUCUCGUGUGAGGAGUGGGUAAGACUGCGGUUUGCGCAGACAACGCAGGACUCGGAAUAG